AUGCAGGAAAUCAAGUCUCUAAGCGCUAUUGAUUUAAGAGGAUCUGUAGAAAUUAUAGCAGAUUAUUUUAAUGUGGCAAUUAAUAACAUUCUGUAUAACCGUGCGAUUUACCCCGAGUCUUCAUUUAAGCGUGUGAAGAAAUUCGGACGCUCAGUCUUAAUUACCACUGACGAAGAAUUGAUAAAAUAUUUGGACAAAUUAAUAGAUCAACUGAAAGUGUGGUUAAUGGCUGAUUCGUUGAAGAGGCUUGUAAUUGUUAUAAAGUCGGUCAAAAGUGGGGCGAUUUUGGAGCGUUGGCAAUUUAAUAUAAAAAGAGAAGAGGAGGAAGUUGCUGUGGAAGAUGUUGAUGAAGGGCUUGGUGCUAUUGUACGUCAAAUUGUGGCAUCCACAUCAUUUUUACCCAAUAUCAAAGAAACCUGCACAUUUGAUCUUUUGGUAUACACUAACAGAAAUUGUGAGAUUCCUGAAGGAUGGGAUGAAUCCGGACCCUGCUUUGUGCCAAAUUCUGCUCAAGUUCAACUACGAUCGUUUUCUACUAAGAUUCACCAAGUUGAAUCUAUUGUGUCUUAUAGACAAAAAUGA
Molecule: messenger RNA, 582 nt
Organism: Rodentolepis nana
Lineage: Eukaryota; Metazoa; Platyhelminthes; Cestoda; Cyclophyllidea; Hymenolepididae
Source: the annotation of a GenBank genome assembly